Ictalurus furcatus (blue catfish) is the source of this 1779-nucleotide messenger RNA. RefSeq names its product PI-PLC X domain-containing protein 1. The record is from RefSeq and is a predicted model, not a curated record. Gene Ontology annotation, biological process: lipid metabolic process. The transcript has 6 exons. The coding region runs from base 80 to 1030 and encodes 316 amino acids. NCBI's taxonomy places the organism in Eukaryota, Metazoa, Chordata, Actinopteri, Siluriformes, Ictaluridae. Gene Ontology annotation, molecular function: phosphoric diester hydrolase activity.
GUGAGCUUGCUUCUCAGUUUGAUUUCGCUUAUUGAAGCGAAAUCAUUGAAGGUUAUGAUUUUGGAGUGUGAAUUAGAGCAUGGCUGAUGGGUGGAGCUCUCUGCUGGAUUCCAGAUGUGCAGACUGGAUGUCUCAGCUUCCUCCUCAGCUUCACGAUGUUCCUCUGUGGGAUCUGGCGAUACCCGGCAGUCACGAUACCAUGACAUACUGUCUGGACCAGCACAGUGCAGUCCUGCCUUCACAGCCCAGGAUACUGACCGUGCUGGACCACAUCAUACCCUGUGUCAUCCGGCCGUGUAUAAAGAAGUGGGCCACCACUCAGGAGCUGUCGAUUUCCAGUCAGCUGGAUUCAGGAAUUCGAUUUCUCGAUCUAAGGAUUGCCCACAAGAAGGAAGAUUCAAGCUGGGUGUUUUACUUUGCACAUGGAAUAUACUCUCUACUUACUGUAAAGGAGGCGCUCACUGAUGUUGCGCACUGGUUAGAGCAUCACACUAACGAAGUCGUGAUCAUCUCACUCUCUGCUUUUAAUGAUGUGAACCCUGUGCAGCACUACAACCUCAUUGACUUUUUGAUACAACUCUUUGGCAAAAAACUCUGCCCCAAAUCAGAAACUCCUUCUCUGAACGCAUGCUGGACUCACGGUUAUCAGGUGAUUCUCUCCUACGCUGAUCCGUCUGGGUCCAAGCAUGAGGAACUUUGGCCAGCGUGGGAUUACUGGUGGGCCAAUGAGUCCGACCCGAACCUGGUCAUUUCGUAUCUGGAGCAUAACAAGGAGACCGGAAGACCAGCUGGUUUCUUUAUGGCCGGUAUAAACCUCACUGAAGACACCAGGUACGUCCUGUCGCAUCUCACACAGUCCAUGAAGAGCAUGACGCUCCAGUCCUACACCGUGCUAAUGGACUGGGUCAAAAAGCAGCACCCCGGCUCCCGGAAAACAUCAGUCAAUAUCAUCUGUGCAGACUUUGUCGGGAUUCUGAGAAACGAAUUCUGUGAAAUUGUUAUUGGACUCAAUAUAGAUCCGAAAAGAUGACCAAAGAGAGAAAAAUGUUACACUUUCGCAUAAAGACUUGGACUUUGUGUACAGCAUAUUUUUAAUAGAAGUUUGUACAGUUGAUGAUUCACAAAAUAAAUGAUUUGUAUGUCUAUAGAUUGAGAUUUGUAUAUAUCUCUUAUAACACCGCCUGAAGCAUUCAGUGCAAUGCAGUGAAGUUAAAUGGUGCCACCUUGAGGUGAAGUGUAAAGCAUUUUCCCACCUCUAUUCCAUCCAUUUUAAAGAGUUCCAUGCUAUUAUUAAGCUGCUAUUAUUGCUAUUAUGCUAUUAUUUUAUGCUAUUAUUAAGUGAGGCAAAGUUUCGAUUUGACCCAACAAAAACUAGGUUGCACAGAUAUGGAUUAAACCUCCUUAUUGUAACUGUUCUAAAAUCAUAAUUGAUGAUUGUUAAUUAUAGUUUGCUUUGUUUAUCAUGGACCACAGUCGAACGCACAUUCCUCUACACAUAUAAGUUAUAUUGUUAUAAAUCUAUCAAAUUUAAGACACUGCAUUCAACAACUCAAACCAGAUCUGGAGACCAAGAGGGCCAUGGUAAAACAUUUCAAGCUGGUUUUCUAUUGAUUAGUGAAGAAAUCCCUUCUAUUUGGGAUUGUUGCCUAGUUUCAUGAGAAAAAUCUUCUUGGAUUUUUGCUUUUGGUAAGUAAAUUGCAAAUUAGCAGCAUUUUUCAUUUUUCAAGCACCAUCCAAAAAGCCAUAAAUUAUAAAUGACAUCUACAGUUUAAUUAUGAU